CCGCAAGACGUGCUAGUUAUCGGUCGCGCUCACGAACAAUGGCGGACAGCAACGACGACCUCAACAUCGAUGAGCUCUACGCCUUUGCGAUUGACCUCUCCAAACGGGCGGGGCAGCUCCUGGUCGCGGCGACCGAGCAGCGUCGAGCAGCGCAGAACAACAACCAUGUUAUCUCCUCCACGCAGAAGCUGAACUCGGUCGAUUUAGUCACGGAGACAGACGAGCAGCUCGAGAGCUUCAUCAAAUCCGCGAUCGAAACCGCCUACCCCACGCACGCCUUCGUCGGCGAGGAGAGCUACUCCAAAGGUUCCUCGCGCGAGUACCUGAUCACCCCCGACUCUCCACCAACAUGGUGCAUCGACCCGCUCGACGGCACCGUGAACUACGUGCACAUGUUCCCCCUGGUGUGCAUCAGCAUCGCGUUGAUCCACCGCGGCGAGCCCAUCGUCGGCGUGAUCAACGCGCCGUUCGCACACUCCCUCUUCUCCGGCGCCGUUGGUCUCGGCGCGUGGCUGAACGAGACCACCUCACUACCUCUUCUCCAGCCACCACCACCACUACCCGCCAACGCCCCGCGCGGCUGCAUCUUCUCCUGCGAGUGGGGAAAAGACCGACGGGACGUGCCCGAAGGGAACCUGUACCGCAAGUCUGAGAGCUUCCUGAACAUGGCCGCGGAGUUCGGUGGGAGGGGCGGUAAGGGCGGGAUGGUGCACGGCGUGCGGUCUUUGGGGAGCGCAGCGCUGGACCUGGCAUACACCGCCACCGGCGCCUUCGAUAUCUGGUGGGAGGGCGGCUGCUGGGAGUGGGAUGUCGCCGCGGGAAUAUGCAUCCUGCGCGAGGCCGGUGGGUUAGUGACGAAUGGCGCGCCCCCCGAGGAUGGCAGUGAGGAUGUGGGAGACGUGAGGCUGGGCGGGAGGAGGUACCUUGGUAUUCGUGCCGCGGGCGAGACCGAACUGGAGAGUGCGAGGGACGCACAGCUGCGCGUCGUGCGCGAGGUGUGGCGGCGCGUGGUCCCGCUGGAUUACUCCAGGCCGGGAGGCUAGACGGCGGGCCCACGACAGAGACGGAGAUGGAGACGGACGGCCGGAACGGAAUGGUUCCGGAAGUUUGUGUAGACGGAUUUUCUUUUCCUUUGCUUUUCUUUUGCGUUGGUGUGUUUUGUGAUUACCUAGAGACUUUUUACUUUGCUUUAGCUGUGACGCUCCCUUUCGAUACUUUUUUCAAUCUACUGUUCCCUAGAUACCUGGAAUUAUACUCUACUUUCCACUCUACUUUAUCCAGCGCUUCUGAUAUGGCCAACUGGCCUGUCAUCCGAUCCCGGCGCGGGUGGGUAUGUAGUAGGUGGUGUUAGUUAUCGCGUGGAAUGCAGCCGAUGUGAC
This is a messenger RNA of Tricharina praecox, 1379 nucleotides long. RefSeq names its product putative inositol monophosphatase. The record is from RefSeq and is a predicted model, not a curated record. NCBI's taxonomy places the organism in Eukaryota, Fungi, Ascomycota, Pezizomycetes, Pezizales, Pyronemataceae. The transcript has 2 exons. Gene Ontology annotation, biological process: phosphatidylinositol phosphate biosynthetic process; inositol metabolic process; signal transduction. Gene Ontology annotation, molecular function: inositol monophosphate 1-phosphatase activity. The coding region runs from base 39 to 1043 and encodes 334 amino acids.